Drosophila grimshawi is the source of this 1892-nucleotide messenger RNA. It is a transcript of the gene Nt5a, whose product is annotated as 5'-nucleotidase domain-containing protein 1. The transcript has a single exon. Gene Ontology annotation, molecular function: 5'-nucleotidase activity. The coding region runs from base 88 to 1629 and encodes 513 amino acids. Lineage: Eukaryota; Metazoa; Arthropoda; Insecta; Diptera; Drosophilidae. The record is from RefSeq and is a predicted model, not a curated record.
AAUAAUGUAGAAACAUAAUUAAAAUUAAAUAAAGUACAACGACGGACAUGUUUUAAGCCACAUUGUAAAGAAAACAAAACGAGAAUAAUGCAUGGGUGCGUCUGGCGAACGGGUGUAAGUCAGCUAACAUCCAGCAUGCGUGCAGCUGCAGUAGCAACAACAGCACAGCGCCAAAAAGAUGUUCUAUCGAAAUUACAUAAAGCGCUCGAAGGAACACAAUCGCGGCGAAUUAAUCAGCUGUUCGCACACACACAUACGCAAAGACAUUCACGUUUUUCUGCAAGCACAAUUAUGAAUUCUUUGCGCAAGGAGUUGGAUUUGAUGGUCUACGAUAUAAUUGGCUUCGAUCUGGAUGGGACACUGUUGCGCUACGAUCUGUUUGAGAUGUCAAUGCUGAUUUACGAUGCGCUCAAACAGUAUCUGGUGGAGAACAAGAACUAUCCGCCGGAACUGUUGGAGCAGAAGCUGGACAUGGAUUUCCUGCAGAAGGGUCUGAUGUUGGAUGGGUCACGUGGCAACAUACUCAAAUUGAGCAACGAGGCGUCUAUUUUGCGUGCGUCGCACGGCACUCGGCGGCUCAGCGACGAAGAAAUCGUGGCCAUCUAUGGCAACGAGAGACGCUGGGAUGUUGCCACCGCCUUCUGCAAUGAUCCGCUGUCGACGUGGAAUGGUCCCGCUUCUAAUCAGAUGCGCACCCUGCUCGACUAUUUUGAUAUGCCGUCUGCCAUGGUCUUCGCCCAGGCCGUGGAUAUUGUGGACAAGGAUGAGGGAGGCGGUGGACGCAGGGAUUAUAAGGUGUGGCCUGAUCUGCUGGAUGCCCUCAUGCACAACUACACUCGGGAUAACUUUGCCAAUGAUCAGAGCUUGUAUUUCAAGGCGAUGCGUGCCGAGCCGCAACGCUAUGUGCUGCCCAGCAGUGGCAAGUUGCUCGAGUGGCUGCAACAGUUGCGUGCCAUGGGCAAGAAGACCUUCCUCUUGACCGGCUCCAACAUUGAUUUUGCCAAUUUGACAGCGACACAUGCACUGGGCCCAGACUGGCAACAUCAGUUCGACUUCAUUGGGACGUACGCCAAGAAACCGGGUUUCUUUACACAGCAGCGUCCAUUUCUACGCGUCGACGAGGAGGCCAAGCAGGAGUUGCCGGGCAGCGAGAUCAGUCUGCAGACGGAUCUGCAAGCGGGCCACAUUUACUCCCAGGGCAAUUGGCAUCAGUUGCAUCAGACGAUGGCCAAACUGUUGGGCAAGGAUGCCAGCAAUGCUCGAGCACUCUAUUUUGGUGACAAUAUCAUCCAGGAUAUUUAUACGCCGGUCAAGCAUCGCGAUUUCGAUACGGUUGCCAUCGCUGAGGAGUUGUUUCUGCUCGAGCAAUCGGAUUAUCAGUUUCGCUCUGUGUUGAACUCCAAGUUCUGGGAUUCGUAUUUCAUCAGUGGCAACACUCCAACGAUUUGGUCCGGUUUCAUUGCCAACUAUGCCCAGCUCUGUGUCAGUUCCAUGGAUCAAAUCGCCCAAAAGUCGCCGCAGGAACGCUUCAUUUGCACCAACGUCAAUGGCUUCUAUCCGGCUCCGCCAGAGCAACUGGAGUACAGCAAUCUCACCAGCAGCUGGCAUGGCGGCAAUGUCGGAGCUUAAUCCAAACAACAACUACAAAAAACAUUCUCAACAAAAGAAAAUCUCAAAAUUUGACACACAACUUUCAAAAGUACAAUAAUACAAAAAUUAACAGUUCGAAAUUCUAUAUAUAUAUACAUAUAUAUAAGACCAUAUAGAUAUCUAAAACUGUAUUCGAUUCGAAAAUCUCAGAAAACACUCUACAAAAGAUGCAAAUAUUUAGAAAAUUGUCAGUUUUCCAAAUAAGACAGCAAAAUUUUAAAAGUGCAAUAAGCAAAAGAUUC